AUGAACAAGCCUGGCAAAUCGAUGAGCCCAGUAGUGAACAAAGAGCCGAUCAAGUCGUACGAAGAACCGAUACUGCCGUUUGACGAGGAGAAGAUGAAUGAGCAGAAAUGCGACUAUGAAAACCUGAAGCACAAGAGCGACAAACAGACAUUCAGUUCUAUUUUGGACGUCAAGAACGAUAUGUCAGACCUGGGUGUCCUGGAAAAGGACGGGAACACGAUACACUCGCAGCGGCGCUACAAGAAGAAGUUUGCUUUGACGAGUGAUAAGGUACACUCUGGGCACUAG
Malassezia japonica is the source of this 288-nucleotide messenger RNA. RefSeq lists its product as uncharacterized. The transcript has 2 exons. Lineage: Eukaryota; Fungi; Basidiomycota; Malasseziomycetes; Malasseziales; Malasseziaceae. Bases 1 to 288 code for a protein of 95 amino acids. The record is from RefSeq and is a predicted model, not a curated record.